Dioscorea cayenensis subsp. rotundata (Guinea yam) is the source of this 629-nucleotide messenger RNA. RefSeq lists its product as uncharacterized. The coding region runs from base 49 to 324 and encodes 91 amino acids. The transcript has 3 exons. The record is from RefSeq and is a predicted model, not a curated record. NCBI's taxonomy places the organism in Eukaryota, Viridiplantae, Streptophyta, Magnoliopsida, Dioscoreales, Dioscoreaceae.
GUGAAAUUGAAAUUGAAACCCUAGUUUGUGGAAUUUGGGGGGGAUUGGAUGGCGAGCAGUGGCUGGAAGAGGGCGUUGGGGAAUGCGAGGUCGUUCGUGGGGAACGCGAUGGGUGGGCUGAGGGGAACGGCGAAUUUGGCGUCUUGGGCAGUGGCUGGGACUCUGGCUUACUUUCUCUGGGUCAAGCCUGCGCAAGAGCUCAAGCGGGAGCAAGAGGCGAAGGCGGCACUGGCUGCUGCUUCUGAUCCUUACCGAUACAUUGAGAAAAGGAAGCCCAUUCCCGAUCCUCAGGAGAAUGCAGCGGAUCAUGAGUUGAAACACUAGCUCGUGGGUCUCGGCCGUCCAUGACCUGAUAAUUUUGACCAAGUCCCGAUGCUUUGCAUCCACGUGUCCGACAGCGCAACCGGCCCUUUGACUCGUUGACCGCACGUGAUCUGUUUGCUUGCCUCCAUGCUUUAAACCCUAACCAUGUCUCAGUGUUUCCCUUUAUUUCCAUUUUUUUCAUAUAUAUAUAUAUAUAUAUAUUUCCAAAUGCAAUAAGCAACAAGCUUAGAGACUGUUGGGAACGUCUGCACCGUUGGAAAUUGAUCAUUCACUUGAUGAUACAAGACUUUUGGCACUAUUUUAUU